Molecule: messenger RNA, 2252 nt
Organism: Leptonychotes weddellii (Weddell seal)
Lineage: Eukaryota; Metazoa; Chordata; Mammalia; Carnivora; Phocidae
Source: RefSeq, a predicted model, not a curated record
GCGCACUUCCGGUGGAAGGGCUGAGGAGAGGGGGUGGAGUUUACGGAGCCGGUGGGCGGUGGGCGGUGCUGCCGGUAGCUGGGUGCUGUCCAAAGGCACUGGGCGUCGCUAGGGGAGCGAGCUGUGACCGGUUGGGCCUCACUUGGCGUGGGACGAAGCUUAGGCUACUGUUUGUCUACGUGAGGCCUUCCCUUCAUGUCGGCCCUCGAGAAGAGCAUGCAUCUCGGCCGCCUGCCCUCUCGCCCACCUCUCCCCGGCAGCGGGGGCAGUCAGAGCGGAGCCAAGAUGCGAAUGGGCCCUGGAAGAAAGCGAGACUUCUCCCCUGUUUCUUGGAGUCAGUACUUUGAGUCCAUGGAGGAUGUAGAAGUAGAAAAUGAAACUGGCAAGGAUACUUUUCGAGUUUACAAGAGUGGUUCAGAGGGUCCUGUCCUACUCCUUCUGCAUGGAGGAGGCCAUUCUGCCCUUUCCUGGGCUGUGUUCACGGCGGCGAUCAUUAGUAGGGUUCAGUGUAGGAUUGUGGCUUUAGAUCUGCGAGGUCAUGGUGAAACAAAAGUCAAGAAUUCUGAGGACCUGUCUGCAGAAACAAUGGCAAAAUAUCUGAGACCUAGUAGCCCCUUAGUAAGUGCUAGUUUCCUUCCCUUAUCUUUUCCCAGGGACCUAGUUUUUGUCCUGUUCUUCCAGGGGUUGCCCUCAGAGACUCAGAACUUUCUCUUUUUCCUCCAGACCAAGAAGGACCAUCCGUACACUUGGAGAAUUGAACUGGCGAAAACAGAAAAAUACUGGGAUGGCUGGUUCCGAGGCUUAUCCAAUCUCUUUCUUAGUUGUCCUAUUCCUAAAUUGCUGCUCUUGGCUGGUGUUGAUAGAUUGGAUAAGGAUCUGACUAUUGGCCAAAUGCAAGGAAAGUUCCAGAUGCAGGUCCUACCCCAGUGUGGUCACGCAGUCCAUGAGGAUGCCCCAGACAAGGUAGCUGAAGCUGUUGCCACUUUCCUGAUCCGGCACAGGUUUGCAGAGCCCAUCGGUGGAUUCCAGUGUGUGUUUCCUGGCUGUUAGUAACCUGCUGUCCUUCCCGCCCCCAACAUUGAGCUCUGUUGUAACUACAUCGCACCAGAGGCCACUGUGAUGCCGCUGUCUCCUCACCAUCCCGCCCGACCGUGUGACACCGGCUCCCUAUAGACGGGCUUCCCUAGAUGUACAAACCCUUUUGUGUAUUCCUGCCAAAAGCGUUGUUUUCCAAGGCCUUCGACCAGCCUCGGCCUCCUUAGUCCAAGGCUCCCCAGCUCCCACUCCUUCCCUGUUCAGGGGUAGCCCCUGCCUGUUCUCCCUGCCUUGCCUAGGGUGAAGCCUCCAUCGGAACUGCCACCCUGGGCCCCUAUUCCUGGUAUUAGGCAGUGCACCUGGGUCCAAAUGUCUCUCCAGGCUCAGGGACCUCCAUUCCUUGAGAUUGUUCUUGGCGUGGUCCUGCCCUACCUCAUGGGAUGGACCAUGCACAGGGUGGUCCUUAUUGUCCCCUUUCAAAUAAAAUACUAGUCAGGUACCUUUUUAUCCCAGUCUUACUCUUCCAGGCUUGGAAGACCCAGAGAGGCCAGGAUCCCAUCCUUAGAAAUAGGGAGGCGGUGGUGGAUAGCGUCACAAGAAACCAGCCUGAAAAUCAGGUCCAGUCAGUCCAAGCACAUGGCCUCCCAUCUGGGGAGAGCCCACUGUUCCUCUCCCACAUGUCUGGGCACCUGCCCUGGGCUGAGGCCAGGCUGCUCCAGGGGCCUCUCGAGCCCUCACCUGCCACAGAGCAACCCAGGUUUAAGACAGCCCAUGCACAAAGCCAUAGGCUAAAGCCUGUGGAGUUGUUUUUAAGAAUCAAAUUUAACCAUUUUCAUAAUUGGUCCCUGGAGGUGUGCAGAGUGCCCGCUUGCCUCUUCUAGACCCACAGCUUAUCUUCACCAUUUGUGGUUUCCAUGUCACUCUUCAUAGAAACAGCACAGCCCAGCACCCUCGCUCCAGGCCCUCUUCCAGCUGCCCCCUCCCAACACUGCGGCCUCCCCCUGCUGCCCAGGCACGCCGUCUCCAAGGGCGGGAAGGGCCGGUCUCCUGCAGCCCAUCUUUUCUGUGACUGUCUUAGGUGAUGCAUAGUCCCCUCCACCUUUCCACCCAACAACUUCCUAUCCCUGUCCUGCUGCACGGUCCAGAGUCUGGGACCUACUUUGUUUCUUUGUUACUUAUGACCUUGUUUAAAGAGAAUAAAUAUCUCCCAACCUUUA